GAUGCGCAUCUUGUCUGGUGUCGCUGAUAACUAUGGUAGCUGAAACUCGCUGAUUCUUGAAUCACUAAACACUUAUAGAUUCUUUUGUGAGGUUCUAUACCUGUAGCGAUUUACUGGAAAAUGAAGAGAAUGAAGACGCUGGUCGCUGCCGUGGUGGUGGGGCUCUGCGUGGCGUUUACGGCCACGGCAUCGGCUGUCGUAACUCCACGGGAGCUCAUCACCAUCGAUGGACACCAAAAGACCAUUGCGCUGGCCACCGCAGAACAGAUGAGCGGAGUUUCAGCUGCCCUGUCCUUCACCGACCUCAUCUUAUCCAUUGUUUUUGCCUUCAAUCAAGAGGAAUUCGAUUACUGGGCUAACGUUGAAGAUGAAGUCAGACUUCUUGUAGGCGCUUACAUCAACGAACAUAACAUGAACCAAGUUGAGGCUUUCCAGGCAGACUUGGAGACUCUUCUUUUGAGGUACUUAGACGCGCCGGUGGAAAGCGACACCUACCCUGACAAGAACGAGCAAGCGGCCGCCCUCUCCAUGGCGAUCAUCAGCCACCGCUACCUGGUCAUGAGCGGGGACCUUAGGUUCUCUCUUAUUCUCCACUUCGAGGACAUCGCCAGCAUGCAUAUUGUUGUCCUCAAAGAUGCAGCAGAAACUUACAGUACCGAGACAAAACCGUCCCAGUGGUGGCAGGACUUAUCUUUCGAGCUCCAAGAAUACCUUGACUAUUCCGUCGUGGUCACGCAAGAGUUCUACCAGUUCAGAAUGGACAUGAUCACAUGUACUGAAGAUUUGGACGCUUGCAGGAUGAGCGACGGUCCUCAAGGUUCCACCCGAACUUGCUACGACACUUAUACGGUGUAUGAUGGCAUCACGGAGGAAGAAUCGACGUGCAAGCAACUAGCAGGAUCUACUGACUGUGUCAACCACUGCCAGAUAUACCGACAGCACCGUGAGCUGGAGCUGGACCAAUUCUUCUCCUCUAAAGUGUCGCCUGUGACCGCCGAGUGGCAGAUCCUCAAACAAAUCGCCGACGACAUCAUUAAUUCUGCCAGUGAAUUUAUUCCUCACUAAAAAAUUAUCUUUCACUGUAACCGCUAACAAGACAAUUCAUAUGUGGAAAUCCAUUUUCGUGUGUCCGGAAUUUUUUCGAUGGAAACUAAUUAGUUUUUAGGCCAUUUUUCCAUACGAGAUAUUGGAUAUACCUUUAUUCCAUACCUUUAUGAAACGAAUAAAAAUUCUAAGUUCGAGGUGAAAUUUAAGCUUUGGCGGAUAAGAUCAGCCUUCUAAUAGAUGAGGAUUUUUCUAUUUUAGUAAUUUGAAUAAACAUGUAUAAUUGAAACUUU
Messenger RNA from Hyalella azteca, 1337 nucleotides. RefSeq lists its product as uncharacterized. The transcript has 7 exons. NCBI's taxonomy places the organism in Eukaryota, Metazoa, Arthropoda, Malacostraca, Amphipoda, Hyalellidae. Bases 121 to 1065 code for a protein of 314 amino acids. Gene Ontology annotation, molecular function: toxin activity. The record is from RefSeq and is a predicted model, not a curated record.